AUGUCGUGUCGAGUGUGGUCUAGAUUCCAAACAACAAGAAGUGACGGGACAUCAGUGAAGUUGCGUAUUCAAGAUUUACCCGAAACCCGGUUGGAGGAUGCUGUAGAGUUGUUUAUACAAUACUUUAUCUUAGAAGAAACAUUUCAUAAGGCUGUAGGUGUCGCCGGAAAUCCGCAAGCGAUAUCAGAAUCUCGAGUGAUAGUGACUAAAUCGAUGCAGGAUCCUGCUUUCCAUCAUGUAAUAUGUUGUGAAGAUAGAGAUGACGAUGCAGUUGGCCAAAUAGUCGGUGCCUCCUCAAUAGAAUUGUCUGCAAUAGGUCCAGAACCAUUUGAAGGGAUAAAGUUCGAAGCAGAUGAGAUGCAGAAAAUUUUUAUGUUGCUGGGGGCGGUAAUGUCAGAUACGCAUAAUAUAAUGGGGGAGCUACAUAUCUCCAAUUUUUAUGAUGAUAGGGGCAUAGUUGUCCACCCCAAAUUCAGACAGUUAGGAAUUGCGAGAGAAUUUCUAAAGACUAGAUGUCUGGCUUGCGUGACAAACAAUAUUCCGGCUACCGGUGCUCUCAUGACCUGCAUCGCUACUCAGAAGGCUGCUGAGAAAGACAACUGGGAGACUGUCCUGGAGGUGGACCUACAGGAACUUGGCCGUAACCACGGCGUGACCUUCGAAUAUGGCGGCGUCAGCAAACUUAUGAUCUGGAAAAAUCCUCAAUAUAAACCCCUACAAAAUAUGUAAUCUUAGUCAGUUAAUUUCAGGUAAAAUUAUAAGAUAUUCAUUCACUUUUUUUUUAGCUGCCUACUAAAAAAUAACAAGUGC
Molecule: messenger RNA, 810 nt
Organism: Cydia splendana
Lineage: Eukaryota; Metazoa; Arthropoda; Insecta; Lepidoptera; Tortricidae
Exons: 4
Coding region: 1-729 (242 amino acids)
Source: RefSeq, a predicted model, not a curated record